Stegodyphus dumicola is the source of this 2294-nucleotide messenger RNA. RefSeq names its product potassium voltage-gated channel protein Shal-like. Gene Ontology annotation, biological process: action potential; protein homooligomerization; potassium ion transmembrane transport. Gene Ontology annotation, cellular component: voltage-gated potassium channel complex; membrane. The record is from RefSeq and is a predicted model, not a curated record. Gene Ontology annotation, molecular function: A-type (transient outward) potassium channel activity; protein binding. Lineage: Eukaryota; Metazoa; Arthropoda; Arachnida; Araneae; Eresidae.
UUGCGAAAACUUUGUUCUUCAUUUGUUUCAUUAAUAUUUUGCAAAUUAGGAUGAUCCAUUUGAUUUUUCAAAUGUUUAUUCAUCACAGCGAAUUAAAUUGAAGCAUACAUUCAACUUUCUAAUUAAAAAAAUAAUGUGUACUAAUAAAAUGAAAAACAUUAAAAUUGUUUACGAUAAAAAAAAUAUUAUUUAAUUAAUUCUACUUAAUAGCAACGGAAAUAUACUGUGAAAUAAAAUUUAUAGAUCAGUUCAAAGUACUUAAUUUGCUCCCCUUGAAGAGUUGGCAUUAGAAAAAAAAAUCCUUCUAGUUUCGAAUCGUAUUCUUUUCUUUAUAUUCUCUUCUACGAUGAACACUGCCAAGUUCUACCCCUUCAGGGCCAAGAAUGGCGGAGUUUUUCAGAUUGGAGUUUUCUUACCUGGUCGGGAGAGCGCGAGAUGACGUCACAAUGUCUCCAAGGCAACGCCAGGAUGGGAACGCCAUCGGAUGCCGAGCGUUGUUGCAGAUGCUUGGAUGCGCAUGCGUUAGAGCUUCUCUCGUGGAACCGCGAGUUGCUCUCUCUCUGUCUCUCAGAUGAUGACAAAGAUGGCUUCCUGCUGGCUGAGGUGCUCGCUGUAUCACUUCUCACAAUGAGGGUAAUAGUUCCCUCUCCGCCCUUGUACCGGGGGAAGGUCGUCAGCCAAUCACGUGUAUCGCCCCCUCGUCUCCCUAGGAGGUGAGAGCAUCUCCUCUAGAUGACAGAAAGAUUGACCACUUCAUUCCACGCUACAAAGUACGGACUGUUGCUUCCGCCAGCCACUGCUUAGUGCGUUGUUGGACGUGUAGCGCCAUCAGCGCUUCCGCUUUUUGUUGUUGUGUAUGCAAUUCUCUCACUCGCUUGGGUGCUACGGGAUUCCUCAACGCGCAACAAGUCACGCGAACGAACACCAUGGAUGCGAACAUUAUAGAAAAGAUGCAUCGAUGCCCAUGCCGUGCUGCGAAGGUAAACAUUGCCACGACGGCCUGUUGCUGACUCGAGUGCGAUGUGUUUGUGCUCGUUGGUGACAUUCGGCGUCAUAUGGCAAAAAACGCGCACUCGUUGGCGCGGUUCCAACAACGUGCUUUUGCGUUUAGGAUCCAGUUCCGCGACUGACAAUUGAAUUAGUUUAUAAAACUCAAGAACUUAAAACCAAAUACCAUGGCUUCGGUGGCUGCGUGGUUACCUUUUGCUAGGGCAGCAGCCAUCGGUUGGGUUCCCAUUGCAAACAAUCCCCUGCCGGCGCCCCCUAUCACUAAAGAACAGCGAAAAAAAGAAGACGAAAAAUUUGUCAUUAAUGUGAGCGGUCGGAGAUUUGAGACAUGGCGCAACACGGUAGAGAAGUAUCCAGACACGCUGUUAGGUUCAAAUGAGCGUGAAUUUUUCUACGACGAGGAAUCCAAGGAAUAUUUCUUUGAUAGGGAUCCGGACAUUUUUCGACACAUUCUCAAUUACUACAGAACGGGAAAACUUCACUACCCGAAGCACGAGUGCCUAUUGUCUUACGAUGAUGAACUGGCUUUCUUUGGCAUCAUACCAGAUGUGAUCGGAGACUGUUGUUAUGAGGACUACCGCGAUCGGAAACGCGAAAAUGCUGAGCGCCUCAUGGACGACCGCAUGUCCGAAGUGGACAACCAGCUGGAUCUGAGUCACUGCUCUAUGCGGAUGAAAAUGUGGCGAGCAUUCGAAAACCCUCAUACGGGAACGGCCGCCUUGGUUUUCUAUUAUGUUACAGGUUUCUUCAUCGCAGUGUCGGUCAUGGCAAACGUGGUAGAAACGCUACCCUGCGCGAUGGACCUCGCGACUGGCGAACGUCGGUCUUGCGGCUCCAACUACAAGGUGGCCUUUUUCUGCCUGGACACUGCUUGCGUCAUGAUCUUCACAGCGGAAUACCUAUUAAGGCUAUACGCGGCACCUGACCGCUGGAAAUUUAUGCGGAGCGUGAUGUGCAUCAUUGAUGUGGUUGCCAUUCUUCCCUACUAUAUAGGACUCGGUAUCAAAGACAACGAUGAUGUCUCUGGAGCGUUCGUUACGCUACGAGUGUUUCGUGUCUUCCGCAUAUUCAAAUUUUCGCGCCACUCUCAGGGGCUCAGGAUUCUGGGGUAUACACUGAAGAGUUGUGCUUCUGAACUUGGUUUUCUGGUGUUUUCUCUGGCUAUGGCCAUCAUCAUCUUUGCCACGGUCAUGUUCUAUGCAGAAAAAAAUGUCGAGGGAACAACUUUUACCUCUAUUCCUGCAGCCUUCUGGUACACUAUUGUCACAAUGACCACACUGGGGUAA